Messenger RNA from Halteromyces radiatus, 1067 nucleotides. Its product is annotated as kinase-like domain-containing protein. Lineage: Eukaryota; Fungi; Mucoromycota; Mucoromycetes; Mucorales; Cunninghamellaceae. Gene Ontology annotation, biological process: peptidyl-serine phosphorylation; signal transduction; endocytosis. Gene Ontology annotation, cellular component: nucleus; cytoplasm. Gene Ontology annotation, molecular function: protein serine/threonine kinase activity; ATP binding. The record is from RefSeq and is a predicted model, not a curated record. The coding region runs from base 60 to 1052 and encodes 330 amino acids. The transcript has 6 exons.
GUCUUCUUUUUUAUUUUCUCACCCUUUUUCUUUCUAUUUGACAUUUAAAAAUUAUUUCAAUGGCUAAACACAAUCGACAUGUAUACGAUCGGCAUAAUGAUAAUGUAAUUGUUGGACUUGAUCAUCAAUUAGGAGAAAAGAUUGGACAAGGUAGUUUUGGCAUUAUAUAUGAAGGCACCAAUCUUACUACCAAGGAACCAGUGGCUAUUAAAUUUGAAACUUGUGAUGCUCAAGUACCUCAACUCAAGUUAGAAUAUGAAAUUUAUCAAGUUAUGAAUGGACUACAAGGAAUACCAAGAACAUAUUAUUUUGGUAUAGAAGGAAUAGAUUAUUGUAUGGUGAUGGAUUUACUUGGACCAAGUUUAGAAGAAUUAUUUGAAAUGUGUGGACGACAAUUCUCAUUAAAGACAGUGGUGGGUGUUGGCAAAGAUAUGGUGUCACUAUUACAAUCAGUUCAUGAACGACAUUAUAUCUUUCGUGAUGUGAAGCCUGAUAAUUUUUUGAUCAGUCAUCCUAAGGAUAAGUCAAACAUAUUACAUUUAAUUGAUUUUGGUAUGGCUAAACGAUAUUGGGAUCCAAAAACACAAAGACAUAUUCCUUUUAAAGAAAAGAAAGCUCUAAGUGGAACUGCUAGAUAUAUGAGUAUCAAUACACAUCUUGGAAGAGAACAAUCAAGGAGGGAUGAUUUAGAAUCUUUAUGUCAUGUUUUACUUUACUUUUUACGUGGAUCUUUACCUUGGCAAGGUAUUCAAGCAGCAAAUUCGAAAUUGAAAUAUGAAAGGAUAUGUAAAGUCAAACAAGAAACAAAUCCAUCUGAUCUUUGUGAUAAUUAUCCAGAUGAAUUGGCCACCCUUCUUACUUAUGCUCGUUCUUUACGAUUUGAUGAAAGUCCUGACUAUGAUUAUUGUCGUGAAUUAUUGGAUAAUGCUUUAGCUUCAAUGGAUGAAAUAGAUGAUGGAAUACGUGAUUGGAUGUUAUUAAAUGAUGGAAAAGGUUGGGAGGUGACUGGACGAAAAAAACCAAAGAAACCAUUAUUAUUGAUGCCCAAUUAAAAGUAGUUUUAUACG